This is a messenger RNA of Cooperia oncophora, 519 nucleotides long. NCBI's taxonomy places the organism in Eukaryota, Metazoa, Nematoda, Chromadorea, Rhabditida, Trichostrongylidae. The record is from the annotation of a GenBank genome assembly.
CUACAAUUCUUUUCCGUCCUCAUUGCGCGUACUGCGUGGUAUGAAUUCAUACAGUUUCAGUCAGUAACCGGCGAGAAUUUCAAUACUGAUGGGAAUCUCGAGAACUUCUGUGCCUUGUUCAAGGAUGGAACGCUACUUUGCAGGCUAGCAAAUAGUCUACAACCGGGUGCUGUCAAGAAGAUCAAUUCAUCAGCCAUGGCUUUCAAACAGAUGGAGAACAUAGCCUUCUUUUUGUCCUUUGCUGAAAAACACGUCGCGAAAUCGGAACUGUUUCAGACUGUUGACCUUUAUGAAGCACAAGAUCCAAAUGCAGUAUUGAUUUGUCUAUCUUCUCUUGCUCGAAAAAGCGAGAAGUUGUUUGGAAAGGCUGGUCUAGGCCCCAAGGAAGCAGAAGGAGAGAAGAGGGCUUGGACGGAAGAACAGCUAAAGGCAGGACAAAAUGUCAUCGGAUUGCAGAUGGGCAGCAACAAAGGUGCGACGGCUAGUGGCAUCAACUUUGGCAACACUCGGCACAUGUGA